Pelagomonas calceolata is the source of this 381-nucleotide messenger RNA. Lineage: Eukaryota; Pelagophyceae; Pelagomonadales; Pelagomonadaceae. The record is from the annotation of a GenBank genome assembly.
AUGUGCGCCGAGUCGGACAUCAUCUACACGCAGACGCCCGGGAGCACGACGUGCCUCGAGAAAAGCUGGCUCAAGCCUCAUGCGACCAUAAUUUGCUCCGGAAGCGACCAACCGACGAAGCAGGAGAUCCCCACCGACGUCCUCAAGGCCUCGAAGUACGUCUCCGACUUGACGAAGCAGACGUCCAAGGUCGGCGAGCUGCGGUCGGCGAUCGCCGACGGCUCGAUGACCGAGGCCGACGUCUACGCCGAGAUCGGCGAGGUCUGCAACGGCUCCAAGCCCGGCCGCGAGGGCAAGGAACUCAUCGUCGUCGACCUGACGGGCACCGGUGCGCAGGACGCGGCGAUCGGCCAGGUGGCGUGGGACAAGCUGGGCAACUAG